AUGGUCAUCCUUAAUAGACUGCCCACUAAGGACAGGUUGAUUCGUUUUGGUCUGGAAAUGGACAAUGGCUGUAUUAUGUGUGGCAAUGGGCUGGAAACACGUGACCACCUAUUUGCUAACUGUUCCUUUGCUAAGGAGGUUUGGGAUGCUGUUCUUGUCGUGUGUGGGAUUCGUUCUGGUCUGUACAACUGGGAUGAACGAAUGGAUUGGCUGGUUGAGAAUUUGAGGGGUAAGUCCCCUCGAGUGAGGUUUUUAAAGCUUGCCUGGACUGUUUAUUUGUAUCACAUUUGGGAGGAGCGUAACCAUAGAGUUUUUAGGAGGGUUUCGCGUUCAGUUGAUGCGGUUGUUACAAAGAUUAAAGAAACUGUCCAUUACAAAUUGUAUAGACACUCUACACAUAGAAGAGAUGAUGUAUAUAGGCACUUGUAUAUGAGUUGGGGACUGAUAUAG
This is a messenger RNA of Hibiscus syriacus, 450 nucleotides long. RefSeq lists its product as uncharacterized. The record is from RefSeq and is a predicted model, not a curated record. The transcript has a single exon. NCBI's taxonomy places the organism in Eukaryota, Viridiplantae, Streptophyta, Magnoliopsida, Malvales, Malvaceae. Bases 1 to 450 code for a protein of 149 amino acids.